Messenger RNA from Labeo rohita (rohu), 4565 nucleotides. RefSeq names its product methylenetetrahydrofolate dehydrogenase (NADP+ dependent) 1a, methenyltetrahydrofolate cyclohydrolase, formyltetrahydrofolate synthetase (gene mthfd1a). The transcript has 27 exons. The coding region runs from base 865 to 3621 and encodes 918 amino acids. Gene Ontology annotation, biological process: tetrahydrofolate interconversion. Gene Ontology annotation, molecular function: methenyltetrahydrofolate cyclohydrolase activity; ATP binding; methylenetetrahydrofolate dehydrogenase (NADP+) activity. Lineage: Eukaryota; Metazoa; Chordata; Actinopteri; Cypriniformes; Cyprinidae. The record is from RefSeq and is a predicted model, not a curated record. Gene Ontology annotation, cellular component: cytosol.
UUGUUUUUUUGAGAAAGCUGUUGGAGAAACGUGUCAUGAUGUUCUCGACGUUUUCUACAUUUUCUCCACUCGGACUACUUAUGUGAGAUAUGUAAUAUCAUAUACAUAGGUUUUAAAUAAUUUAGUUUUUCUGUGGUUGUGCCAGAAAUGUAAUUUAAAGAUACCAUAUGAAUCUAUAACACUUCAAACUUAGGAAGUUUUAAGACACUACCUAUACUAUUUUCAGCGUCAUGGCAGAAAUUCCUUAAAACAAACAAAUGCUUAUACGAGUUAUACAGCUGGGUUAUACCUGUCUGCAGGCAGCACAUGAGCAAAAAUCUAGAGUUUAGACUUUUGGCACUAGCCUGUUCCUAGAGGUUGUUUGAUUGACAGCUGUUUUGAAGGCGUCAGGCUGCUUGGAGAGACGUGAGAAGGAGGUACUCUGUUUUGUAGAUCACAUUUGGAGUUCUUUCACAGGCAGAAAGAAGAGGAGGAGACAGAGCUCAGAGUCCCAAGAAUGUUCCUGUCCCAGCUCAAAGCAUCCCUGAUUGGCUGCCUGGCUCUUUGCUGUGGAACAGCCCACUUCCUCCACAGCCCAGCAGUUGUAUUUUAACCUCUUUGGCCCUGUGCACGCUUUUUCCGCAAACCAUGUGAUUUGUUUGAGCUUGUCUAAGCUUUGCAGCCUUGACAGGGCUCCUUUAUCAGCUUACUUGCCUACUCGUACUGGAAUAGUCCGGAAUGCCGCAGCUGGAUCCAGUGAUAACACUCUGGUUUGGGAGCUGCACGCUGCACAGUUUCCAGUGACAGCAGAGGAGACGGUUGCAGAAAGGAAAGAGGGAGGAGUAACUGUGCAGGCUUUGUUUUCACACAGGACAGUAGCUGGAGAUGUUUGCCGUCGCUGCCUGUGUGCUCCGGCGAGGAGCUUUGAGAUACCGGGACAGCCGGUGCACCAUGGCAACCAUUGUAUCUGGAAACAAGACCUCACAACAGGUGAAGGAGCGACUGAAGAAGGAGGUAGCAGAGAUGAAGAAUCAGUUCUCAGGCUUCAGACCUGGCCUGGUUGUGCUGCAGGUUGGGGACAGAGAUGACUCAAACCUCUACAUCAGCAUGAAGCUCAAGGCAGCGGCUGAGAUUGGAAUCAAUGCGAACCACAUUAGGCUUCCCGAAACAGCCACAGAGGAUGAAGUCCUGCGAAGUAUAGUUGCUGUGAAUGAGAAUCCUGCAGUCCAUGGUCUCAUCGUACAACUACCACUUGACUCCAUCAACCCAAUAAACACAGAGAAAGUAACUAAUGCUGUGGCCCCAGAGAAGGAUGUGGAUGGCCUGACCAGUAUAAAUGCAGGCAAGCUCUCUCGUGGAGACCUGGGCGAUUGUUUCAUCCCAUGCACUCCUAAUGGCUGUAUGGAGCUCAUCAGUCAGACCGGUGUGAGUGUGAUGGGGAAGAAUGCUGUCGUGAUCGGCCGCAGUAAGAUCGUUGGAGCUCCAAUGCACGAUCUGCUCUUAUGGAAUCACGCCACAGUGACCACCUGUCACUCAAAGACCCCUGACCUUGCUGAACAGGUGGGAAGAGCAGACAUCUUGGUUGUGGGUGCUGGCAGAGCUGAGAUGGUGAAAGGAGAGUGGGUGAAGGAGGGGGCGGUGGUCAUAGACUGUGGUAUCAAUCAUAUACCAGAUAGCAGUAAAGCCAGUGGGAAACGGGUGGUAGGGGAUGUUCACUACCCGUCAGCUAAAGAGCGAGCUGGAUUCAUCACUCCAGUGCCUGGCGGAGUCGGACCCAUGACUGUAGCCAUGCUAAUGAAGAAUACAGUAGAAAGUGCAAAGCGUUGUCUGCAGACCUACACUCCAGGAAAAUGGAACAUAGAGUACAAAAAGAAGAAACCCCAUGAGCCUCAGCCAAGCGAUGCUGAAAUCUCAUGGUCAUGCCAAAGCAAACCAAUUGGUGAGCUUGCUAGAGAGGUUGGCUUAUUUUCUGAAGAAGUGGAGCCAUAUGGUAGAAGCAGGGCUAAGAUACAACUGAAUGCUCUGAAACGCAUGGAGAAGCAGCCUGAUGGGAAAUAUGUGGUUGUCACUGGAAUUACUUCUACUCCAUUGGGCGAGGGAAAGCGCACCAUCACUCUCGGACUGGCUCAGGCUUUAGGGGCCCACCUGAAUAUCAACGCUUUUGCUUGCAUACAAGAGCCUUCCCCAGGAUCCUGUUUUGGCACUAGGGGGAUUGUUGUUGGAGGUGGAUACUCUCAGAUUAUUCCAUUGGAGGAGGUCAGCCUUAAGUCUUCAGGCCAAAAUGAGCUCAUCUCUGCAGCCAGUCGAUUGGUGAUGGACGCUAUUAAAGCACAUGCCCACUAUGAGAACAAGCUCUCUGAGAAGGCUUUGUUUGACUUGUUGGUUCCUCUCAGAAAGGGGCAAAGGUCUGUUUCUCCAGCCCAGCUUAAUCGACUGAAGAAACUGGGCAUUGAGAAAUCCGACCCCUUGACCUUCACAGGAACCGAGAUAAGACGUUUUGUCCAAUUGGAAAUUGACCCAGACACAGCAACAGAUUCUGGCUCUUUGGAAAAUGAGAUCAUGGCUAUACUGUCACUCAGCAGCAGUGAGGAGGAGAUGCAGCAGAGGCUGGCCAAGAUAGUAGUGGCUACAAACAAAUCUGGAGAUCCUGUCACCACAGAGGAUUUAGAUGUGAGCGACCUAUUGGCCAUGCUAUUGAAAGAUGCCCUGAAACCUGUCUUGAUGCAAACUGUAGAGGGUACACCGGUGUUUCUUCACACCAGCCCAUUAGUUGAUAUUGCCCAAGGCAGUCCCUCCAUUCUGGCAGACAAACUGGCAUUAAAAAUGGUUGGAUCCAAAGGUUUUGUAGUCACUGAGUCUGGUCAUGGGGCUGACAUUGGCUUGGAGAAGUUCUUCAACAUUAAAUGUCACUACUCAGACCUGCAGCCAGAUGUGGUAGUGAUGGUGGCAACUGUUCGUACCUUGAAGAUGCAUGGCGGUGCCCCCCCUGUCCAUGUAGGUUUGCCCCUUCCAAAAGAAUAUUCACAGGAGAACCUCAAGCAGCUGGAGAGAGGCUGUUGUCACCUGAGGAGACAGGUGGAAAAUGCACAAGCAUUUGGUUUGCCAGUGAUCGUAGCUGUCAACAAAUUCAGCUCUGAUACUGACGCUGAGCUGGAGCUGGUGUGUGGCCAGGCGAGGCAGGCUGGUGCCUUUGAUGCAGUGCAGUGCACUAACUGGUCUGAGGGGGGCGCAGGAGCGCUGGCACUGGCCGAAGCUGUUCAGAGAGCAUCAAAACAACCUGGACAAUUCAGGUUCCUCUAUGACCCACAGAUUCCAGCUGCUGAUAAGUUAAGGACUGUGGCACAAAAGAUGUAUGGUGUAAAAGAUAUCGUGCUGUCUCCAAAAGCAAAAGAAAAGCUUGCACUUUAUACAAAACAGGGCUUUGGGAAUUUGCCAGUUUGCAUAGCUAAGACACCCCUGUCCUUGAGUAAUGACCCCAUGCUGAAGGGAGUGCCCACCAACUUCAUGCUGCCCAUAACUGAUAUCAGGGCUAAUGCUGGAGCAGGUUUCCUCUGUUGUCUGACUGAAUCGACAAAUACAGAAAUGGAUGAUCCCAUGUGGCCCUGUUUCCAUGGCAACAACCUUUACAGUGACAGCAAGUAGCGCAAUGGUUACUUGCUAAAAUGGGAAAGCUGAAAUUGGUUUAAUUAAUGGUCAAUCAAACUUUUAUUAACUGGAAAGAAAAAGUUUGCUUUUUACCUUACACCUACAAAUAGUCUUAAUUCUAGCUUUAUAUGAUCAAAAACAUUGUUUUACAAUAAGUACUGUACAACUGGUUUUCAUUUAAAACAUAUAAAAACAUAUGUAAAAACAAUGAAUUAUGUAUUUUUCACUGUAUUAAGUGUACAUCGGUAACCUAACAAAUAUUGUUGCUCUGUAUUUUAGGAAUUCACACCAGAUCUCAGUUAUUAUGCUGUGCUUCUUGAUCCAUAUGAUAUUUUUAGCCAUGAUUGCGUUUCAAUUGUCUGUCGGUGUUUUUCUUAUCAGACUGUUUACGCUGACGUUUCCCAGUAUUAUUGAAAGCCACAUUUGAUUUUAUAGACACUGAUUCUAUGAGAUAGCGUAAUGUUUAUAUGUUUACUUUAUUUGCAAUCUUAUCUGACUCAAAUAAAAUCUUGGCUUAUCCUUUAAUGAAGUUUCCAGUUGCUAUAGAUACUAAGCUGCCAACCUGAUUGUAGACUAUAAUUAGAUAAUUGUAUAUUUGUUCAGCUUGUUAGUCCAGUUUAUUUUUAGCCUCUUCUUCAAUACAUGUUACCCAGCACCCAUUGCUGCCGUCCAGUAGUCAUUGAUCACAGUCAAUGUGUUCCUUACAGUUAUCUGAUGCUGUAUGACUGGGAAAGCAUUCUUUUUUAUGGGAAAAAAAACACAUAUUUUGCUGAUAUUGAAUACGAGUUUACUAUAGAAGUCAAUGUUUUGGGGUCCUAUUUUAACAAAUGAUUGCCAUCUUGUUUUUAAUGUUUUGAUUUGGUUUAAAAUGUUAUUACGUUUAUACAAAAACAUGUUAAACACCUCCAUAUAAUUAGCCUAAAAUAAAAGGUGUUAUCAUA